GAGCCCUAAAUAAUUGCAUUAUUGGGCCUGUUCCUCAUUUGUCAUAUCACCAUCGUCCAAGAAAACGACGCUUGGUCCUGCGCACUGCAAAAUUUCCUCACGUCUUCAAGUUGCAGCCUUUAUCAAUCAAGUCGCUAAAUUUCAAUACCAACAAAUCCAAAAUGUUUAACUUAGAUCAGAUGAUGCAUAGCCUUUCCAUCUGGGUCUCUCUGCUCUUGCUGUUGGCUUCCCUACUGUUGGGUCACUUGCACCUCAUCGGCUCCAUCCCCCAUCGCUCUUUGUGGAAACUUUCAAGAAAAUAUGGCUCCGUAAUGCUCCUCAAACUGGGCUCUAUUCCAACCAUCGUAAUCUCCUCUGCUGCUGCUGCAAGAGAGGUGUUACAAGUGCAUGAUCUUGCUUGUUGCAGCCGGCCUCGCUUAGCCGCCAGUGCAAGAUUUUCAUACAACUUUUUAGACAUAGGUUUAUCGCCAUAUAGUGAUCAUUGGAGGGAAGUUCGAAAGAUUAGUGUGCUUGAGCUUUUCAGUGCUAGGCGGGUACAGUCGUUUCAGCUUAUUAGAGAAGAAGAAGUCGGUUUGCUGUUAAAGUCCCUCUUUGAAUCGUCAUCUUCUGCUGCUCCAGUUGAUCUGAGCGAGAAAUCUUAUACUCUCACUGCAAACAUAAUGACCCGGAUUGCAUUUGGCAAGAGCUUUAGAGGGGGUGAGCUAGAUAAUGGAAAUUUUCACGAGGUUAUCCGUAGAGCAAUAGCAGCAUUGGCAAGCUUCUCAGUGACUGACUUCUUUCCCACAGUGGGUUGGAUUAUUGAUCGGGUCAGUGGUGUUCAUGGGAGGUUGGAGAAGAGCUUUGCUGAGCUGGAUGCUUUUCUCCAACAUGUAGUUGAUGAUCGCAUCAACUUCAUGGCGACUUCUGAAAAUGAAAACAUUAUUGAUGUUUUGUUGAGAAUGGAGAGAGAGCGCUCUGAAUCUGAUGCUCUGCAACUCACUAGAGAUUGCAUCAAGGCAAUUAUCAUGGAUAUAUUUAUAGCUGGAGUGAACCCAGGAGCGGGCACCAUAAUUUGGGCAAUGGCAGAGCUGAUUAGGAAUCCACGGGUAAUGAAGAAGCUACAAUAUGAGAUUAGAAGUUGCAUAAAAGAAGAUCAAGUGAAGGAGAGCGACCUGGAAAAGCUUCAAUAUCUAAGAAUGGUAGUGAAGGAGGUUUUGAGGUUGCAUGCGCCUGCCCCACUUCUCCUUCCAAGAGAAACCAUGUCUCAUUUCAAGCUCAAUGGUUACGAUAUUGCUCCAAUGGUUCAUCUUCAUGUCAACGUUUGGGCGAUCGGACGAGACCCGGAUUCUUGGAGUAACCCAGAAGAGUUCUUGCCAGAGAGAUUUAUGGAAAGCUGUGUGGAUUUCAGAGGGCAGAAUUUUGAGUUAUUACCGUUUGGAGCUGGUCGGAGGAGCUGUCCUGGUGUGAACAUGGGGGCCAUUACGGUGGAGUUGAUAUUGGCUAAUCUGUUACUUUGUUUUGAUUGGAAAUUGCCUGAUGGAAUGAAAGAAGAUGUGGACAUGGAAGAGGAUGCUGGUCUAACAGUUGCAAAGAAAUCACCUCUUAAACUUGUUCCAGUCUGCUACGGAUUUGGCUCCACUCAUGAUCAUGAAUGCCAAGUACCAUGAAGUUAUACUAUAAAAAUAAAGGGUAGAAUUUUUAUAGUUGUGUAAUUUAGUUUUUUAAGUUCAAAAGGUUUUAGAUAUGGCUGCUCAAAAUGAUGAUUGCCUUCGUGCAGUCUUGGACUUGCUGAGCGUCAAAACUAAGCCAUUUGUCCAGCUCAUGGAUGCAAGAUUAUGUUAUACAAAUGCUCAAAACUCCAUGAUCUUGCAAGCUCUCGUGCUUGAAAUACCAAUCAAAAUAUUUGUAAA
This is a messenger RNA of Momordica charantia (bitter melon), 1889 nucleotides long. The record is from RefSeq and is a predicted model, not a curated record. Lineage: Eukaryota; Viridiplantae; Streptophyta; Magnoliopsida; Cucurbitales; Cucurbitaceae.